AUGCGCUAUAACCAGCAGUUAGCGAAUGAUUCGCGGCCUAAGCUGUUCUUACAACCACAUCCGAUGCCUAAUAAUUGCAAUCAGCUUAUUCAUCCGCAGCUUAGUGUCAAGUAUGAGUCAAGUACACCGAAUUACUCGCUGCCAUCGGCUAUUUCUCGGUCUCAGACCAGUAGCUUUGAGUCGAACGCGAAGCAAUCACGUGAGGAGCUCAAUCGUAAAGAAAAACAGCGCAUGUUUAAACUUAAUGAUCGGAUUAAUCAGCUUAAAACGCUGCUUGAUGAGGCUGGUGUACAGACCAAGAAGAACAAACAGUCUGUACUUGACAACACGUCGCACUACAUAGAGAUGCUACGUAGCGAUUUGGUGAUCGCGCAGCAAAAAGCAGAGCGUGCUGAACGACGUGCUGAGUCUCUUCGUACACAGGAUCAUAAUGGUAAAAGCAUUGCUAGUAGCAUAUUUGACAAAGCCACGACACCGCGACUUGUUGUGGACAUGAAUAUGAAGACAAUUGUCUUUAAUGCUGCUUUCGUUAGGUUUACAGGACUCUCGGAGGUGUCAUUAAAGAAGAAAAAAACGUUGCGGCCAUACAUUUGUGCGGACCAGGACAGAUUUGAGGCCAUCAUGAAAAAACUGUGUGAGACUAAGCAGUCGGUCAGCGCUCUUGUAAGAGUUUCUGGUACAAGCAAAGACGAGAUUUUCGUAAACUUAGUCGCAGCAGUGAUAAUGGAUGAUAAUGAUGAGGCCGUGAAUAUCGAAUUCAGUUUUAUUCCAGUGGAAAUGCCACCACGACAGCAACGGCCGUCAAAGCGUACAAAAUUUAACAAUGCCAAAGGUUCUGCUGCCAAAAGCAACCGAUCGAAGAGUGUGUCUAUCGUUCACAUGCAGGAGUAG
Molecule: messenger RNA, 891 nt
Organism: Plasmopara halstedii
Lineage: Eukaryota; Oomycota; Peronosporomycetes; Peronosporales; Peronosporaceae
Product: PAS domain
Exons: 1
Coding region: 1-891 (296 amino acids)
Molecular function (GO): protein dimerization activity
Source: RefSeq, a predicted model, not a curated record